Molecule: messenger RNA, 609 nt
Organism: Exaiptasia diaphana
Lineage: Eukaryota; Metazoa; Cnidaria; Anthozoa; Actiniaria; Aiptasiidae
Exons: 2
Coding region: 81-521 (146 amino acids)
Source: RefSeq, a predicted model, not a curated record
GUGUUGGUCUGAUGUGUUUGUUGUGUUAUUGUGUGAUUUCACUCUAUUUCUAGGGGUUUAUUAUUCCUUUUACAAACAAGAUGGAUACUAAAUGGAUAGAAUACAAGUGUAAAUCAGGACAUACUCUGUAUUACUACAACAAAGUGACAGGAGAACGCAAGUGGCCUUGUUCUUUAAUAGGAGACAAUCAGGCCAUGAUUGGUCAGCCAGUUAUCAACAAAGACUUGUGUACACAGACAGAUAUUGGUUGUCCUUCCAGUUUAGAGCAAAGCACAGAAACUUCACCUCAACAAAAGCCAUUUGUUUUCCAUGCAGAAGAUGUUAAAGAUGAAGAAGACAGUAUGGAUGGAGAUGGAAUUAUUGAUGCAAUGUUGAAAGUUCUUGAGAAAAUAACUGAUGGAAAUGAAUCUGAACAUUUGGUAGAGAUUACAAAUGGCAAAAACAAUGAAACAACAGAUAAAUAUGUCAGCAAUAAAGAUAGUGAUGAGAAUAUGGAAAGUGAAAUUCAGGGAGGAGAUUGAAGUGCAGGCACUGAACACUUAGUAAAGUUCGCAAGUGACAAUAAUAACAAAACAGAAGAUAUCUCUAUACCUGACCAUGGGCCUGAGA